CCCAGCUUUUUGCGACCUCCUCCGCGCCACAGCAGCCAGCAGCAGGCCUCACGAUCAAGCAGCACACGCCUACAUACCCAGCGCACAGAAUUGGUUGCGAAGGGACCGCUCAAAAUAAGCCGCAACGCUAAAAACGCUGUGCACAGCAGGAUGCCAGCAGCGCCCGACGUGCCAGCCCACGAGCUGACCGAAGACAAAGUUUUAAGGAUAAAGUACGCGGACCGCUGGACCAUUGCUUGGAAAUGUGUCCUUGACGACAACAACAACGUGACCGACCUACUACCGGCGAGGAACGGCCUGCCCGACGGGGACCAGGCGCCGUACACGACCUACCCGCUGGCGAGCUUCCCGAGCUUAUUGGGUCAAACAGGGAGCGCACCACUGUCCGACGUCGCGGCCGACGCCGUAAGAGCAUUUCACGCGCGACAGCUCGAGCGUGCCGGCGACGACAUACAAGCUCUCGAGCGGCGGGGCGUGCUGCGCGGCGUCGUCGUCAGCAGCCACCGGACCGAGGUGGUCUGCGACGUGGAGAGCGGUGAAGAGCGGCCGAUCGCUGCGCUGACCUUCAACGGCCAGGACUGGCGAGGCUCCCUAGAGAACCUCGACCACGCGAGGCGCCUGCCUCUGACGCGGGAGAGCGCUCUCCAAGCGGCGCGGUUGCCAGCGCCCACCGCCGACGAGUGGCUCAGUAAAGCACGACACGCGUUGACCGACGGGCGGGAGAGGCGCAAGGCGUUGUGCCGGGCGUUCGCUGACAAGCAUGUGGUCGCCGAGGUGGACACCGACGAUUUUGCCCGGUGCCACGUACUCCUGAGGCGGAGAGUCGAUCGGACGCUCAUCUCGUGCUUGCUGCGGGUAGAGUUCUCGGCCGAUUUCCCGGCGCGGCCGCCGACGCUUUACCUCAGGGAAUAUGGCGGCAAGAAGGACCACCGCCUGGACCCGUCGUUAUACAGGUAUUCUCCUCGUUGGGACGUGGAGCGCAUGUCACAAGAACUACGAGACCAUGCCUAUGGAAUGGUGGUGGCCACGCUCUGCCAGCCCGCGGGCACGCUGAACACGUUUUGAACGCCAACGACGCGACUAAGUACUGUGUGUGAGU
This is a messenger RNA of Pelagomonas calceolata, 1099 nucleotides long. NCBI's taxonomy places the organism in Eukaryota, Pelagophyceae, Pelagomonadales, Pelagomonadaceae. The record is from the annotation of a GenBank genome assembly.